Penicillium cosmopolitanum is the source of this 1554-nucleotide messenger RNA. RefSeq names its product 60S ribosomal uL22 domain-containing protein. The record is from RefSeq and is a predicted model, not a curated record. Gene Ontology annotation, biological process: cytoplasmic translation. Bases 1 to 1554 code for a protein of 517 amino acids. Gene Ontology annotation, cellular component: ribosome; cytosolic large ribosomal subunit. Gene Ontology annotation, molecular function: structural constituent of ribosome; oxidoreductase activity, acting on the CH-OH group of donors, NAD or NADP as acceptor; NAD binding. The transcript is spliced from 10 exons. Lineage: Eukaryota; Fungi; Ascomycota; Eurotiomycetes; Eurotiales; Aspergillaceae.
AUGCCUUCCCAAGCUGCUCUCCUUAUUGGAGAAAUUACUCACGCGCGCAAGGAGUGGGAGAGUCUCUCCUCGCUCCUGGCCCUCAAGGAAUUCCCCAACGGAACUCGUGAGGAGUUCAUCAAGAACUGCAAGGCUGGUCAGUACGACGACGUCGUUGCCAUAUACCGCUCCAAUACCUCCAAUAAAUCUCUCCGGUACAUCUGCCACAAUGGAGCUGGAUACGAUAACAUUGAUGUCCCCGCUUGCACGCAGAAGAACAUUGCCGUUUCUAGCACCCCCGUUGCUGUAAACAAUGCCACCGCUGAUGUCGGCAUCUUCUUGAUGAUUGGUGCGCUGCGCCAGGCUUAUGUCCCGCAGGCCGCUCUUCGGGCAGGCCAAUGGCACGGAAAGACUACCCUGGGUCGUGACCCUCAGAACAAGGUCCUGGGUAUCCUCGGCAUGGGCGGUAUUGGACGGGAAAUGGCAACUCGCGCAAAGGCUUUCGGCAUGAAGAUCCAAUACCACAACCGCUCGCGCCUGUCCCCAGAAUUGGAGAACGGCGCAACCUACGUCUCGUUUGAUGAGUUGCUGGCCAACUCGGACGUCUUUAGCUUGAACCUCGCUCUGAAUGCUUCAACCCGGCAUAUCAUCGGUGCGCCCGAGUUCAGCAAGAUGAAGGAUGGUGUGGUCAUCGUCAACACGGCGCGUGGGGCUCUGAUUGAUGAGAAGGCGCUGGUCGCGGCGAUUGACUCCGGCAAGGUUGGCUCCGCUGGUCUGGAUGUGUAUGAGAAGGAGCCGCAAAUCGAGCCGGGUCUGGUGAACAACCCUCGGAUUAUGCUGCUGCCGCAUAUCGGUACGAUGACAUACGAGACACAGAAGGAGAUGGAGGUUUUGGUGUUGGAUAAUCUGAAAUUGGCCGUGGAGAAGGGGGAGCUGAUCACCCAGCGGACGGCCUUCGAAAAGCGACAACAUCAACCCGACACCGAGGACCAUCAUUUUCCCCUCGCCAACUCCUUCAAGAUGGUCCGUUACGCCGCUCAGGAGAUCGAAAACGCCAAGAGCGCUCGCGCUCGCGGCUCUUACCUUCGUGUCAGCUUCAAGAACACCCGCGAGACCGCCCAGGCCGUCAACGGCAUGAAGCUGGACAAGGCCCUUACCUACCUCGAGAACGUCACCAAGAAGUCCAUGGCCAUCCCCAUGCGCCGCUACGCUGGCUCCACUGGUCGCACCGCUCAGGGCAAGCAGUUCGGUGUCUCCAAGGCCCGCUGGCCCGUCAAGUCCGCUGAGUUCAUCAUCGACCUGCUGAAGAACGCCGAGUCCAACGCCGACACUAAGGGUCUUGAUACCUCUAACCUGAAAAUCUCGCGUAUCCAAUGCUCUCAGGCCCCUGCCAACCGCAGGCGUACGUACAGAGCUCACGGUCGUAUCAACCCCUACAUGAGCCAACCCUGCCACAUCGAGCUCAUCCUCACUGAGGCCAACGAGCAGGUCGCCAAGGCCGCUCCCAAGGAGGUCGCUCAUCUGUCUUCCCGCCAGCGUGGUACUCAGCUCCGCCGUGCUCUGAUUGAGGCAUAA